Phycodurus eques (leafy seadragon) is the source of this 1611-nucleotide messenger RNA. It is a transcript of the gene lratd1, whose product is annotated as LRAT domain containing 1. Lineage: Eukaryota; Metazoa; Chordata; Actinopteri; Syngnathiformes; Syngnathidae. The transcript is spliced from 2 exons. The coding region runs from base 163 to 972 and encodes 269 amino acids. The record is from RefSeq and is a predicted model, not a curated record.
CGCGGACCCCAGCCGCAGACGCAAAAACUUGUGGGGGGGGGGGGGGUGGAAACAAGUGGAAGAGGAACGAGGACGCACUCAUGGAAGUGGAGGAUAUUUAAGCACUUGCCUCGGGGGGCGCACAGACACCGCAGUCCAUGCCUCUGCCUUGCCGGGUCCUUGAUGGGAAACCAACUGGACCGGAUCACUCACCUCAACUACAGCGAGCUGCCCACGGGGGACCCGUCCGGGCUGGAGAAGGACGAGCUGCGCGUCGGCGUCGCCUACUUCUUCUCCGACGAGGAGGAGGAGGCGGACGAGCGCAGCACGCCGUCCGCCUGCGGCUUCGGCAUUAAGGAGCACAGCCCCGCCGACGAGGAGGACGCGGGACCGGGGGGGCCCUUCUCCCUGAGCGAGCUGGAGUACUCUGCGUUCCGCGCGCACGAGUGCAUCUUCUCCAAGCUGCGCGAGGACGACGACCUGGACGUGUACGCGGCCGCAACUUUGCUGGGCGUGUGCAAGCCGGGCGACCUGCUGGAGCUGGUGGCCGCCGCGCAGCCGCCGCACUGGGCGGUGUGCGAGCCCGGCGGCCGCGUCGUCCACCUGCACAAGGGCGAGAUCCGGCGGGACGGUCUGCUCGACGUGUGCAACGGCCGCCGCGGGAGGAUCGCCAACGGCCGCUACCGCUACCGGCCGCUGCCCGCCGACCUGGUGGUGCAGAACGCCGCGGGCCACGUGGGCUUGCGCAGCGACGAGAUUUGCUGGACCAACUCGGAAAGUUUCGCCGCGUGGUGCCGCUUCGGCAAGCGGGAGUUCAAGGCCGGCGGCGAGGCGCACUCGGCCGAGCAGCAGUACUUCCUCAAGGUGCACCUGGCCGGCAGGGGCGUGCACACGCUGGUCUUUCGCAGCCUGGAGGACAUGAUCCGGGAGAGGCGGCGGCUGGACGCCAGCGGGAUCCUCCAGGAGCAAGGAGUGAUCAGGGAUUCCGUUUGAUAUCGACCCUACCCUGUAGGGUUUGGACCUCGCCGUGAUGCGUUCAAAGACCGCAGACGCUGUGUUGUUGUGGAAUGUGGAACCGUGUAAACAAGACUCCGCCCCCCACCCCACGAAAGAAAAAAAACAAAAAAACAAAAAACUGCUCCCCCUCAUGACUGGCUUGGUUUUGCCUCGAAUCUCCGGCUGGAUGUUGGAUUUUUAUUUUAUUUCAUAUUUUUUUUGUUUGGGGGGGAUUUGAGAGCGAGAGUCCACCUUCUAUUUUUUACUGUUACCUUUAAGAGUUCCCCUCAUGGUCACACAUAAGCUGCCUAAUUAAUAACGAAAAAGAGAGAGAGAAAAAAGAAGCAUUUUUGGCUUAUUCAAAAAGCAAUCCCUCUUCUUGCCAUAUAUGACAAUAUUAAUGUAUUGUCACCCUACAGCCAUCCUGCUCCACAGCAAUGGAUGUGUGUUAAAAAGAAAAAAAAAUGUAUUCCUUUAUUUUUGUAUUUCCGUUGAGUGGAUUAUUGACCCUGAUCUUGUUUUUAUUCCCCUCUUUUUUUGAUUCAAAUAAAUGGAGGUUGAAAUAUGAAAACAAGUGCUUGGUCCAGCAGGUGUUAUUAGGUUUCCACACACACACGCCCACGACAGCUCUUAUUC